Condylura cristata (star-nosed mole) is the source of this 4346-nucleotide messenger RNA. RefSeq names its product proprotein convertase subtilisin/kexin type 1 (gene PCSK1). Gene Ontology annotation, biological process: protein processing. The transcript is spliced from 13 exons. Gene Ontology annotation, cellular component: Golgi membrane; trans-Golgi network. The record is from RefSeq and is a predicted model, not a curated record. Lineage: Eukaryota; Metazoa; Chordata; Mammalia; Eulipotyphla; Talpidae. Gene Ontology annotation, molecular function: serine-type endopeptidase activity. Bases 193 to 2349 code for a protein of 718 amino acids.
CUCCACUCAGCCGGGAGACCGAGGCGCUGCACUGAGCGCUUGCCGCCGCCCAGCCUCGACUAGCGCGCCUCCCAUCUCCUCACAGAACAGCCGCAAGCGAGAAGAGGUCCCGAGACUGAGCGAGUCUUUCUAGCUUUUACAUUCUUGCUUCUUUUCCUUCCCUUCCCACUUGUGUGCGAGCGAGUGUGAGCCAUGGUGAAGCGAGCCUGGACUCUGCAGUAUACUGCUUUCGCUCUCUUUUGCGCUUGGUGUUCACUGAACAGUGUAAAAGCAAAGAGGCAGUUUGUGAAUGAAUGGGCGGCGGAGAUCCCCGGGGGACCAGAGGCAGCCUCGGCCAUAGCCCAGGAGCUGGGCUAUGACCUUUUGGGUCAGGUGAUAUGGGCUGAACAACAGUAUGAAAAAGAGAGAAGUAAACGUUCAGUUCUAAGAGACUCAGCACUAAAUCUCUUCAAUGAUCCAAUGUGGAAUCAGCAAUGGUACUUGCAAGAUACCAGGAUGACUGCUGCCUUGCCCAAGCUGGAUCUCCAUGUGAUACCUGUUUGGCAAAAAGGCAUCACAGGCAAAGGAAUUGUUAUCACUGUAUUGGAUGAUGGCUUGGAGUGGAACCACACAGACAUUUAUGCCAACUAUGAUCCAGAGGCUAGCUACGAUUUUAAUGAUAAUGACCAUGAUCCAUUUCCCAGAUAUGAUCCCACAAAUGAGAACAAACAUGGGACCAGAUGUGCAGGAGAAAUUGCCAUGCAAGCAAAUAAUCACAAGUGCGGGGUUGGAAUUGCAUAUAAUUCCAAAGUUGGAGGAAUAAGAAUGCUGGAUGGCAUUGUGACUGAUGCGAUUGAGGCCAGUUCAAUUGGGUUCAAUCCUGGACAUGUGGAUAUUUAUAGUGCGAGCUGGGGCCCUAAUGAUGAUGGCAAAACUGUGGAGGGGCCAGGCAGACUGGCCCAAAAGGCCUUUGAAUAUGGUGUUAAACAGGGGCGACAAGGAAAGGGCUCCAUCUUCGUCUGGGCUUCUGGGAACGGGGGGCGGCAAGGUGAUAACUGUGACUGUGAUGGGUACACAGACAGCAUCUACACCAUCUCCAUCAGCAGUGCCUCCCAGCAGGGCCUGUCUCCCUGGUACGCUGAGAAGUGCUCUUCCACACUGGCUACCUCCUACAGCAGCGGGGAUUACACGGACCAGCGAAUCACGAGCGCUGACCUGCACAACGACUGCACAGAGACCCACACGGGCACCUCAGCCUCCGCACCCCUAGCCGCUGGCAUCUUCGCUCUGGCCCUGGAAGCAAAUCCAAAUCUCACAUGGCGAGAUAUGCAGCACUUGGUUGUCUGGACCUCUGAGUAUGACCCAUUGGCCAAUAAUCCUGGAUGGAAAAAGAAUGGAGCAGGCUUGAUGGUGAAUAGUCGAUUUGGAUUUGGAUUGCUGAAUGCCAAAGCUCUGGUGGAUUUAGCUGACCCCAGAACCUGGAGUAGCGUUCCUGAAAAGAAAGAAUGUGUUGUAAAGGACAAUGCCUUUGAGCCCAGAGCCCUGAAAGCCAAUGGAGAAGUUAUCAUUGAAAUCCCAACAAGAGCUUGUGAAGGACAGGAAAAUGCUAUCAAGUCCCUGGAACACGUGCAAUUUGAAGCAACAAUCGAAUAUUCCCGAAGAGGAGACCUCCAUGUAACACUCACUUCUGCUGCUGGAACCAGCACCAUACUGUUGGCUGAAAGAGAGCGGGAUACAUCUCCUAAUGGCUUUAAGAAUUGGGACUUCAUGUCUGUGCACACGUGGGGAGAAAAUCCCAUAGGUACCUGGACUUUGCAAAUAACAGAUAUGUCUGGAAGAAUGCAAAAUGAAGGCAGGAUUGUGAACUGGAAGCUGAUUUUGCAUGGGACGUCUACUCAGCCCGAGCACAUGAAACAGCCUCGUGUAUAUACAUCCUAUAAUACUGUUCAGAAUGACAGAAGAGGUGUGGAGAAGAUGGUGGAUUCAGGGGAGGAACAACCCACACAAGAGAUCUUGAAUGAGAAGCCCCCGACAUCAGAAAGCCCCACCUUCGGCAAUGUGGAGGGCAGAAGGGGUGAUGUGGCAGAGGGCGCACCCUCCGAGGCCAUGCUACGGCUUCUACAAAGUGCUUUCAGCAAAAACGCAUCCCCAAGACAAUCACCAAAGAAGUUUCCAAGUGCAAAGCUCAACAUUCCUUACGAAAAUUUCUAUGAAGCUCUGGAAAAGCUGAACCAACCUUCCCAGCUUAAAGACUCUGAGGACAAUCUGUACAACGACUACGUUGAUGUUUUCUAUAACACAAAACCUUACAAGCACAGAGACGACCGGCUGCUGCAGGCGCUGGUGGACAUUCUAAGGGAGGAAAAUUAAAAUCAGUGUACGGCCUGAGUUGGAAAUAGUCAUGCUUCUUCCUUCCCCUUAGAUUUUGCCUGUAUCUGGUGUAGUUGUUUUUGUCACUGAUUCUUAUGCUUAUAAAAUCCUUUGUAGUAAUUUUCAUUUUCUCCCCAAGAACAUUCAAAAGGGACAAGCUGAAGUAGUAAAUCCAUCUUCCUAAACUGAUUAUAGCUCUUUCAAAAUGUGUCUUCCCUGCCUGCACAAGUAAAAUGGUUUGUUCUUUCUGCAACCACAGUUCACACAUGGUCCUCAUACCACGUUAGAACCCUUUCUAGGCACCCCCUGUUUAAUUUCUCAAAAGGAAAGGUGCAACCUGGGCAGUGAGUUAAUUUGAAAAGUAAUCUGAAAAGAGGAGAGAGCAAAACUGUUCCUAUCUUGGCCCCUAUCUUUGCCAUGUGGAUAGUAGAAUUUUGAUGCCAAGGUUUAGAAAGUCUAAUGAAAGAGUCAUAAUUAGAAUUAUAUUCUAGAUCUUUCUACUCCAAAGCACCACUCAUUAACCAAACGGAUGACUGUCUGGUUAACUGAGGAGAAAGAUUGCUGGUAUAAUUACAAACCAGACCUGGAAAUAUGUGAUAUCAGCUUUGAAUAAUUCUAGAACACUCUAUCCAGAGUGCCCUACACAGGCCUCCACAGACUUAAAGGUAAGAGUGACUCAGGCUGUGUGCUGGCCUUCUUCACCCUCCUCUCCAUCUAAAGGUUUCUCAGCAACAAAAUAAAUACUAUUUCUACCCAUAGAACAAACCUUCAUUUGGAACUUGUGGCAAAUUCCUAGCCACAUUUUUUUUUUUUUCUAAAUAAUCCUAACAAGAAAUCACUCAUAACAGAAAACCAAUAUAAUGACAGGAAAAUAUUCAUCACAAUGAGAAUCAAUUAGAGGUAUUUUGAAAUUGUAUUUAUUAGAACAGCUUUUUCUAGGUCUUUGAAAUUGGGUUCAUUCCCAGACACUAGAGACCCUUCUCUGCCUUAUAGCUGAUAGCAUCAAAUUGUCACCCAAUUAAUUUCUCCCAAGCUUGAAUUCAGAGGAUACAAGCUGGCAGCUCACAGGCUGACUUUGUGCCUCAGGUAGAGUUUAUUUGGCAUGUGAAAUGUUUAUAAAUAUGAGUGAUUGCUGAACACACAUGAUUUCAUAUAAAACCCAGCUCCCAGACACAUCUUUCCCCCUGGUAACAGCUGGCUGGAGCAGAAGAGCCGCAGCCCAGUUCAACUUAAUGCUAGGUCCUGUGGCCCCUGCUCACACGGCUCCCAGCUGCCACCACACUUGUCAGCAUUCCACUGGCAUCAGAUUGUUCGCGUUCCUGUGCUCAAUGGGCAGGUAAAAUGCAUAAAUGCAUUAGGAGAAAAAUUCCACAACUCCUUUCAGGCAGGACCCUAUAAUAAUAAUGAUGAGUAUUUCCCAUGAUCUAAUUAAUUGAUAAACCCAAAAUGGUAUUUUGAAAGUCCAUCUGAAAUCCAGUUUGAUGUGUUCAUUUAAUCUUACCUCACCUACAUAUGCACAUUAUACUAAUUCACUAGCUAUCAACCCCAACCUCCUAUUCUAUAUCUGCUCUUAAAACUUCUAAUUGCCUAUUGGAAUGUGCUGUCUGCAAUCCUGCCAAGACAUUUGAACUUCAUCAGCCCACACAUGGCACUGAACUGGACCAGGAAGAAAACACUAGUCAAUCACUUACUUGGGUUUGAAUUGCAGGUGGCCAUGUUUACCCCUAUUCUACUUUCACCCCCAAUUCUACAAUUUGAAUUUAGGAAGAAUGAGGGGGUUUCCAAGGUAAUACCUGUGAUGAUUAGAGGAUGUUCUCCUUAAUGGAAUUGUAAUUGCACUGUGUCCUUGAAGUUUGGUGUGGUAUUUGAUAUAUAAAGUAUUGGAUAUAAUUUUUCAAAUUGCAUCAUAUCAAAAAGCAUCUUUGAGGUAUUAGAUACAUUUUCAACUAAAAAGGAUCUUUGAGGUAUUAGAUACAUUUUCAACUGAAAAAAAAAAA